AUGGCACAAACGACGUCUUUCAACAGCCUAGAAGACGAAGAAAACAUCAGGUUCAAAUACCUCCGUCGAGGACCAGAUGAAUUCGUCAUCGCCAAGAGAUACGAAGAGCUCCAGGCUGCAUAUAAAGCCCACAAAAUAAUCAGCAACGGCUUGAAUAAUAGCUGGAAAUAUGCGACAAGGCCUUGUACCCCGGACGAGUUGAGAAGAUUACGCCGGUAUGCGGAAUUGAGAAAGAGGCCGAAAAAGCUGCUAUGUGUGCGAACGCAAAAUGUCAAACCCAACACCCCAACGUUGACAGGAAGCCCGGUUUUUGGCUAUCCGGUGAUACCUAUCAAGCCUCUACGACCAGAACAUAUACGCGCUCUCGUCAAUAUUUUCUGCGACCCAAGCAUCAGAGAGUCCAUGCUCAACAACCCAGACUUGUACGAGAAAACAAGACUGUAUGUACACUUUGGCGAACUCUCGCCCCCAGGUUCAGCAAAGAGUACAGAGCUGUGCCGACCCGUCUAUUUCGACCAGAUUCUCAAAGAAAUGCGUCACGAUAUGUAUAUGAGAGCUGUAUCAAUGGGCGUCUCGCUUGCAAUUGUUCACUGCACGUGCGGAUACGACGGAGCUGGUAUCAAGUUCCAGCUUGGCCUCGAUCGCAGAAGACCAAACGUGAUGAUGUGGAUGACCAACUUUGGUCAAUGCAAGACCUUCAAGGGCUCGGAAAACAUUGAACUCACGUUGGCACUCGCGAUCGCAAAGAACCCCACGUGGCCGAGACCGCCCGGAAGAUAUGGGUUCGUGCAGAAGGACAGCCCGAUGGCAGAAACGGCUUGGCAUACAUGGAAUUAUUUCAAGCAUGCCUACGUGACUGCAUGUUGGAAGCUGAACAACAACCCUAGUUUUUCCCCGGCUGCAGUCAUGAAACGUCUUUCCAUGAUGCAAAUAUGCUACAGUGACCUAUCUGAGGGGGAGAGAAGGCGUCAACUCUUCCUCCGAAUUCUGGCUUCGAUAAGUCAUAUUCGGCCUCAACAAAUACAAGGGGGAUUUGGGUACAUAAACAAGUUGGGAAGGGAUGCAUUAUGA
This is a messenger RNA of Fusarium poae, 1071 nucleotides long. RefSeq lists its product as uncharacterized. The transcript has a single exon. Bases 1 to 1071 code for a protein of 356 amino acids. Lineage: Eukaryota; Fungi; Ascomycota; Sordariomycetes; Hypocreales; Nectriaceae. The record is from RefSeq and is a predicted model, not a curated record.